Messenger RNA from Cherax quadricarinatus, 1569 nucleotides. Lineage: Eukaryota; Metazoa; Arthropoda; Malacostraca; Decapoda; Parastacidae. The record is from RefSeq and is a predicted model, not a curated record.
AUGAGUACAGAAAUGGAAAUUCUUACAAAUAAUGAUAUUGAAAAUUUAAGUAAAAUCCCAAAUACGAGAAAAGAAAUAUACGAGUUUCUUUCAACAUUAAUACCAAAAAAUAAAGAAAUGGAAUUUAAAGAAUUAACGAAUCAAGAAAAUUCCGUAUAUUUGGACAUAGCCAAGUGCUGGUUUUAUUUUAAACGAAAAUUCAAAAUAAGUUGCUUUUAUUGUAAUUUAGAGAUAAAUUUACAAGAUAUUCCAAAUAAUACUGAUAUUUUGGGAUAUCAUAUUGAACAUAGUAAAAAUUGUAAAUUUAUAAUAAGAACAAAUUUAUUAAAAGCUAAUUAUAAUUUUAAUUCUUUUAUUUUUGAAAGAAGAAGACUUGAAAGCUUUUUAAAUUGGCCACUAGAUUAUAUAAAACAAUCAGAUUUAGCAAAUAAUGGAUUCUAUUAUGUAAAUUUUGAAGAUAGAGUUUAUUGCGAAUUUUGUACUCAUGGAAUUUAUUAUUUUGAUCCUGGUGACAUUCCAAUUCAAGAACAUAAAAAACAUUCGCCCAACUGUAGAUUUUUAAAUGGUUAUGUAACUGAAAAUAUACCAAUAAAAUUCACUCAAUUAUUUUCAAAAAUACAAUAUAUACAUCAAAAAAAUUUACCACCUUUAAAACUAAAUGAUAUAGUUCCAAGUAAUACUCCUCUAAUUCCAAGAUUUUCAACAUUUGAAAGAAGAAGACGUACUUUUCCUCCAGCUGAUAAUACUGAAGAUAUAUUUAAAGGAAAUUUUCCAAAUUUAGAAACAUUAGUUGAAGCUGGAUUUUUUACAGAUAAGAACGAAACCUGUUGCUUCUAUUGUGCUGGGAAAAUUAGAACUGUGUCCAGAGAAGAUGAUCCUUGGAUAGAACAUGCAAAAUGGUUCCCAACUUGUUCUUUUUUACGUGUAAUGAAAGGAGACAAUUUUAUUAAACAUUGCUAUUAUACAUUAAAUAAUUUAAAUAAAAAAACAUUUAUAAAAGAGAAUGAAAUUUACGAAUUAACUGAAAAUGAUAUGAAAAAAAUUUUGUCUCUACCUAUGUUUGAGAGAUUCAAAGAUUUUUCCACAGAUGAAGUACUUUUUUAUGUAAUAAAAAAAGAAAUAUUAGAAAAUGGAUGCAUACCUUUAAAUCGCUCACAUUUUUUUAAUUUGGCUGAAAGGGUUUGUGAUAUUAGUAAUACUGGAAAAUUUAUUCUGAAAAAAGAUGUAAAAAAAUUAGUAGAGAAAAGGUAUGAUCCUAAAAAAAAAAUAAAACCAAUACUGAAAAAGAAAACUUCAAGAGAAAAAAUAUUAGAAAAUUACACAGAAAUAAAGAAUGAUGAUUUGAACGAAUUUGAGAUGAGAAUUUUAUCUAAUCUAAGAAAUAAUAGUUUAAAUGAUGUAUGUUGUAUUUGCACUGAAAAAGGACGAGAAAUUGUAUUUUUACCAUGUACUCAUAUCGCUUUUUGUAAAAACUGUUAUUUAAAAUUAGAUCAAAAAAAGUGUCCACUUUGUAGAAAAGAAAUUGAAUCAUUAAUCUGUUUAAAAUAUGAAUGAUUCGUUUUUUUUUUC